AGGGAAUGAAGUAAACGCUCAAUAUUCGAAAAGUGUAAGUAGUUAUCACAAUUCGUCCCCAGCAUUCUCUUGUGCUGAGUGAAGAUUUUCUUAACAGAUAUUCAGUGUCAUAAAAUCGUUGAAUUGAAAUGUUUAUUCAAACAAUACCGUAAAUGAAGAAUAUUGAGAAGGGAAGAAUUUGGAAUCGUGCACUUUUAAAUCUAAUGUUUAGCUCACAGCACGUUGAUUAAUGGAAACUACUGUAGAAAGUGCUAUAGAUGCAACAGUUAGAAUACUUGAUCACAUGUUAAAAUAUUCAUCAAGAGCUGACUAUGCAUCUGAUGAGUUCAAAGAAUUGACAAAACUUUUUGUUAAGAGCUACUUCGCCGUUGAAAGUCCAAAACACGUUGCAGAUAGUUAUAGGCUAUGGAUUGCAUGCAACGUGUUGUCCAGUGAAAAGUACGCUUGUGGAGUAGCUAAGAUAUUUGUGGACUUGGGAAAUCUGGCUCUUUGUCCCCAACACGAAGGACGUCCAUCAAUAGAUGAAAAGUAUGUUACUCUCCUAGCAAGUCUGCAGUCAACACUAUGCAACUACGUUGAGUUGAGCAUAAGCUUAGCAGAAGCGAUGUGUGUUCAAAAAGCUUAUAUGGGGGAAAUAUCGCGCAUAUUAUCAUUCUGCGCAAAGUAUAUUGGGAGCGAGUUGGAGAGAAAAAUCACAUUCAUAGCUGAAGUGAUCAUAAAGAGUUUGUACAACUUCUCAUGUCACGAUAGCAUUCUUGUAGUGAAUGCUUUCCGAAAUCUGCAUUUGACUGACUUAGUAUUAAGUUUUACUUUUAGUAAAAAUAAGGAUCUGCAAAUUGCAUCCUACAUGUUCUUGACAUAUAUUUACGGAGAGGAUGAUCAAAGUACACAUGUAGUAGAGUUUUUCACCUUUUCUCUACUGCCAAACAUUACAGUACAUUCAGACAGAGUGCAUGGAUACAAAUGUGAAGAAAUCCUUAAAGGUUUAAGGCUUCUGGCAUCAAAUGAAAAAAACCUGGAGUCCUCAUCCUAUUAUACAGUCCUGCAAUACUUGAAACUGUUUCUGAAUUCUUUCAAAGGGAAAGCAUUAGAAGAAACUAUACUCAUCCUGUGGAUUUUAUCAUUCAGUCCUGGCAUUAAAAAUGAAAUAAACAAAGAAUUUAAAGAUGACAUAAAAAAUCUAGCUGUGUCUAUGAAACAAAAGCAGUCUGAGUAUUCUAUAGAAUCGCUGAAAGCAAUUUAUGGGCUUUUAUGGCAGCUAAACGAAGAUGACAUUUCAGUAAAAUCUGUGCCCAAAGUAAAUUCCGUUGCUUCACCUGAUGAACAUAUUAUGGUUAGCUAUAGUCAUAAGGAGAAGGAUAUGGCCGUAGAAUUGAUUAAGCAUUUGAAAGAAAAAGGUUACAAGUGUUUUCUUUUUCUUCUUCUGCUUCUUCUUCAGGUGUGGAUUGAUGCAGAGGAUAUGAAAAAUACUGAUAAUAUACUAGAUGGUAUGGCUGAAGCAGUGGAAAAAGCCUAUGUUGUAUGUGUCCUGUUUUCUGAGAAUUAUAAAAGAAGUCCUUAUACAAAACGUGAAAUAGAAUAUGCAUUUAAAUUGGGUAAACCAUUAAUUUUUCUACGCGCUCAACCAGACUACAAACCUGAUAGUUGGCUAGGCCUUAUGUUAGGCACACAGGUAUAUAUUGAUAUCUCGGGAAAGUAUCCCUUUGAAAAGUAUUUUGGCGAUCUGUGCAGAAGACUUGACAAAUAUCUUCCAAAAACAGGAAUAGACUGCAUUUCGACACAAUCGUCUUCUGCGAAUGAAAGCAAAGGCUGAAUUCUUGUUAUAACCCAUUGAUGUACACACUGAAUGGAAUCCAAGUAUAACAGUUCCUAUGCGUUUACAGAAUUUAAUUGGAGCAUUUUAACUGUGUAUGUACUCACUGGAAUCUUGCAUUUUCUAAAACCAUGAACGUUGAAUUUGUUCACAUGGUCAUUUUCUCUGAGCAUCACUUUACAUAUUUCUAUUUCUUUAUUCGAUAUGCUUGUAUAUAUGAAAAAAAGAAACAUUUUUUAAAGAGAUUUUAACAGAUUUUAACAUUAAUUUCCUUCUUUCUUUUUUAAAUAUGGCAAACAUUUUUCCAGGUGGCCAACUAUAUUACUUAUAUUACACUAUACUACUUAUUUCUUUAUUAGAUGGAGAUAUCCACACACACAACAUCUUAUUGACUUUUAUUUGGUUUUCUUUUAAGCUGUUCAUUAUUGCUAUUUAUUU
Trichobilharzia szidati is the source of this 2251-nucleotide messenger RNA. Lineage: Eukaryota; Metazoa; Platyhelminthes; Trematoda; Strigeidida; Schistosomatidae. The record is from the annotation of a GenBank genome assembly.